ACCUACGUGCUUGUUUCUUGUCUUGGUAAAGGCUGCAGCAGACAGCUGUGAGGGUUAGAAGCCCCUCUCACCUGCAGCCGUAGAGUUUCUCUCCCAUCGUCCCCUCCUGAGAAGAACCUGCUCAACCAUGAGGUCCGCUCACCUCCUCCUGCUCAGCAUCCUGGGAGCUGCACUGAUCUCCACGGCUCUCUGCAGGAUGUCAUUGGGUCCUGAAUCUUGUUGCUUUAACUUUUGUGAGAUGAGGAUCAAGAAAAGUUUGGUCAAAUCCUUUUUCAUGACGAAUUCUCACUGCGCAAAGGAGGCAGCUGUUUUCAUCACAGYUAAAGGCCGUCGUAUCUGUGUUAAACCAGAACGUCCUUGGGUUAAGAGUAUCAUCUCUGAACUGGAGCAGUCCUCCUUCUAAAGGAGCCUUCAUCUUCAUCUUCAUCUUCAUCACAAACACAAGUCUGAGUGACCUGCAGUAAUGUGCUGAUUAUUCUCAUGUCACUGCUGAUGUCAAUAAUAAGUUUGAGUCUUUAAUUUGUUUUUAAUGUUUCUGGAAGCUUUGUAUCAUCCUACAUUACUGUUCUUUAUUGUGUAUUUUAUUAUUCUUAAAUGUCUCACAGUUG
Molecule: messenger RNA, 608 nt
Organism: Austrofundulus limnaeus
Lineage: Eukaryota; Metazoa; Chordata; Actinopteri; Cyprinodontiformes; Rivulidae
Gene: ccl36.1
Product: chemokine (C-C motif) ligand 36, duplicate 1
Exons: 3
Coding region: 128-403 (91 amino acids)
Biological process (GO): immune response
Cellular component (GO): extracellular region
Molecular function (GO): chemokine activity
Source: RefSeq, a predicted model, not a curated record